AUUUUGCUUUUACAUGUUACCGGUUGGUAGUGGAUCUUCUCUCCUCAUUCUUCUUAAGAAUCUCUUGACCUCUAAUCCCUACCUUCUUUCUUUAUUUUCCUUUUCAAACUUUUUUGACUUUAUUUUCAACUUCUUGCCUUGUUUUUGGAUAUAUAUUAUUGGAUUCUCCUAAUUAUAACUAUUAGAAAAAAAUGAAAGGGAUUGUAGGAAACCCUCUACGCCUAAAAUCAGUGAAUCAUAUCUCCCUCAUUGUCAAAUCAGUGGAAGAAUCUAUCAACUUCUACCAAAAUGUUCUUGGAUUCAUCCCCAUCAGGAGGCCUGAAUCAUUUAAUUUUAAUGGGGGAUGGCUAUUUGCAUAUGGGAUAGGAAUUCACUUGCUGCAAGCAGAGAAACCUGAAAACAUUCCAAGGAAGAAGGAAAUUAAUCCAAAGGAUAAUCAUAUUUCAUUCCAGUGUGAAAGCAUGGGGGCAGUGGAGAAGAAUUUGAAGGAGAUGGAAAUUUGUUACGUGCGUGCAAUGGUGGAAGAAGCUGGGAUACAAGUACAUCAAUUGUUUUUCCAUGAUCCAGAUGGAUUCAUGAUUGAAAUAUGCAAUUGUGAUAGUAUCCCUGUUAUCCCUUUAGAUUGUGACAUGGUCAGACCAUGCUCUACACUCAACCUUGAGAUCAUGCUCUAGACUCAACCUUGAGAUCAUAUGCAAUAACAGAUACAAUAAGUUGUUCCCCAAUUGUAAACUUUUUAUAGCUAUAGCUUUUUGCAAUCUUGCAUUUUCAGUGAUCAAAAUGGAAUAAAAAUAUUAAUAUAUAUUUAUCAUGAGGGAACUUUUUUUUUUUUUAAAAAACUUAUGUUAUCUACUUGUCAUAUGUACUAGAUUCCUUUGCUAAAGUAAUGGAAUAUAUAUUAUAUUAAA
Molecule: messenger RNA, 908 nt
Organism: Cicer arietinum (chickpea)
Lineage: Eukaryota; Viridiplantae; Streptophyta; Magnoliopsida; Fabales; Fabaceae
Product: glyoxylase I 4
Source: RefSeq, a predicted model, not a curated record